Molecule: messenger RNA, 2977 nt
Organism: Euleptes europaea (tarantolino)
Lineage: Eukaryota; Metazoa; Chordata; Lepidosauria; Squamata; Sphaerodactylidae
Gene: CEP120
Product: centrosomal protein 120
Exons: 20
Coding region: 8-2977 (989 amino acids)
Biological process (GO): positive regulation of centriole elongation; centrosome cycle; interkinetic nuclear migration
Cellular component (GO): centriole; centrosome
Source: RefSeq, a predicted model, not a curated record
CUGGGAAAUGGGCUCCAAGUCCGACCAGCUUCUGAUUGUGGUUUCAAUCCUGGAAGGGCGUUAUUUUCCCAAACGUCCAAAGCAUAAGCUUGUGGUAGAAGCCAAGUUUGAUGGUGAACAUCUUGCUACAGACCCUGUUGAUCAUACAGAUCAACCUGAAUUUGCCACAGAAUUGGCUUGGGAACUUGACAGGAAAGCACUUCAUCAACACAGGUUACAGCGUACCCCUAUCAAAUUACAGUGCUUUGCUUUGGACUCUUUGACUUCUACCAAAGAGACUAUAGGUUAUAUAAUACUAGAUUUAAGAGCUGCUCAGGAGAAGAAGCAGCCACCAAAAUGGUAUCCUUUACUCAGCAAUAAAUAUCCAAAAUUUAAAUCUGAAUUACAGCUAAGUGUAACGUUAGAGACUGAUACCAAAGCUUCAGUGGGUGGUUUUAAAGCAAAGGAAGCCCCUCCCAGAGAUAUAAUAGUAUCUCUACCUGGGUUGGAUCCCAAAAACCUUGUAGCAGUGCUGAAUAAGGAGGAAGGAUAUCAUCAAAUUGGACCAGCAGAAUAUUGCAGAGACUACUUUGUUUUGUCUGUUACUAUUGCAUUUGCUACACAGUUAGAACAGUUAAUACCAACCACAGUGAAACUUCCAGAACAGCAGCCAGAGUUCUUCUUCUAUUACUCAUUAUUAGGCAAUGAUGUGACCAAUGAACCAUUUACUGACUUGAUCAAUCCAAACUUCGAGCCAGAGAGGGCUUCUGUUAGAAUUCGCAGCAGCGUUGAAGUUCUUAGAGCUUAUUUUUUGACACACUCAAAGUUGCAGAUCCAUCUGUGCUGUAGGGACCAAUCUCUCGGAAGCACUGAAAUACUUCUUACUGGAUUGGUGAAGAAAGGAAAUGCAGAUAUCCGUCAACAACCAGUAGCUAUUGAAGGAGCGUUCAUUCUUGUACCACCAAAUAGAGCCCGGCAAAAACUACCCCCAGUGCCUUUGGAUAUGGCACCCACUCUUGGGGUAUCAGUAUCUCUACAAAAAGAUAAUGUUUCUCAGCCUAUCGUUCAAGUAGCUACACAGGCUGAACCUGAAAAUAUGAAGAAAGCUUUGCCUCCAACACGUGAUCAGGAAAGGAAUCCUGAGCAAAGUUCCCAUAAUGCACCACCUCAGACUUGUCAUUCUCCUCCCAUAAAAGAGGAUGCAACAGACAGUGAAGUGGAAAGUAUUCAGUAUGACAGGAAUCCAAAUCCACAGAAAAAAGCUUUGAAUAGUCAAGUACCUGCAUCCCAAUCUCAGCAUGUAACUGGAUCUAGUACCUCUGAGCCUACUACAGGGCAAAAAAUCGCCGUUCCAGCAGCAUCUCAUCACUUCUGCUUCUCUCUAGAUUUAAGAUCAAUUCUUAAUAUGGAUGCUGGCUUUCCUGUUAACUGCAUAUUAAGGUACUCGUAUCCAUUUUUUGGCAGUGCCGCACCGAUUAUGACAAGCCCUCCUGUAGAAGUGAGAAAAAACAUGGAAGUUUCUCUUCCCCAGUCCUACUGUGCAUUUGAUUUUGCAACUUUGCCUCAUCAGCUUCAGGAUACUUUCUUCAGACUACCGUUGCUGGUUGAGCUGUGGCACAAAGAUAAAACGGCCAAAGACCUGCUUCUGGGAGUUGCCAGACUGCAGCUUUCCCAUGUUUUGACCAGGGAAAAAACUCGUUUUCUGGGUGCUGACGGAGAGCAGUGCUGGCGGCAGAUCUUCAGCGAAACCGUCCCUUUUACAGCAGCCCAAGGGCCAAGCAGCAAGAUAGCAAAACUUUCAUACACCAUGACUCUAGAAGACUAUGGACUUGUAAAGAUGCAUGAGGUUCUGGUGUCUGAUUCAGCCCGGUGUUUAGGUGCUGAUGCUGAUGAACCACCACAGAUUCCUUCAUCUCAGCCUGGUAAUGCUCAGGAAGUCCAGCCAGAACCACGGGAAACUUUAGAAUACAAAGCAGCUCUCGAACUGGAAAUGUGGAAAGAGAUGCAAGAAGAUCUUUUUGAGAACCAGCUGAAGAAGAAAGAGUUGGCGCACAUGCAAGCUCUUGCCGAAGAGUGGAGAAAGAGGGACCGAGAAAGAGAAGCACUGGUAAAGAAAAAAGUUGCGGAGUAUACAGUUUUGGAGGAACAGCUUCAAAAAACUUUGACUGAUCUAGAGAAGCGUGAAAAGCAACUUGUCUGUGCUGAAACUGAGCUCCAAAGAGUAAAGAGAGAACUCCAAGCAGAGCAUGAACGAAAUCUGCAGGAGCUUCAGGAUGCAAUGCGGCGGGUCAAAGAAGAGUGUGCUCAUCAGGUUGAGUUGGAGAAGUCAAGGAUCAGACAGCUGGAAGAGAACAAGAUCCACCUGCAGCAGCAAAUAUAUGAAGCAGAAAACAAAUAUAAAGGUCUGGAGAAAGAGUUUCAACAAUACAAGGAUCAGCAGAGCAGCAAACCCGAAAUCCGGUUGCAAUCAGAGAUAAAUAUUCUGACUUUAGAGAAGGGAGAUCUCGAAAGGAAAUUGGAAUCGGCCACCAAGUCAAAACUGCACUACAAACAACAAUGGGCUCGGGCUUUGAAAGAACUAGCGAGGCUAAAACAGCGUGAACAAGAGAAUGCAAUGAUGCGUCUUAAAAAGCAGCAGCAAGAGCUGGAGCACAUGAGGCUUCGGUAUCUGGCAGCAGAAGAAAAAGAAUUGGGGAAGGCUCAGCGGCAAGAGCUGGAGGAGAUCAGAAAUGAGCUGAACAGAUUAAAACAGCAAGAAGACAAAAAGCAUUUUCCUGAUUCCCAAGAGGUUUUUGGUUCGCAGUUGCUAAGUGCUCGCACUCGGCAAAUAAAUGAGAGUCUGGACGACUAUCUUGCCCGUCUGAUAGAAGAGAGGGAUACAUUGCUGAGGACAGGGGUGUAUAACCACGAAGACCACAUCAUAAGUGAACUGGAUCGCCAGAUCAGCGAGGUGCUUGCCAAAAGAAAUAGCAGCAAGGAGCAGAACAUAAACAGCUGA